AUGAAAUCUGAGUAUAGAGACGAUUCCAUCACUAUUGAGAUAAUGUUAAUCAGAAUUGUUCUAGCCUUCCUUGCAAGCGAGCUUCGGCUAGUAGGGAGAAUUAUUCGCAUAAUACUGGCUAGUGUUCGAAUAAAUAUUUUUAGGAAGAACGAACUUAACGCUGUAGCCAACGCGCACACUGAAGUUUUACUUCAAAGUGGCCUGCGUUUGGAAGACUCGCACCUGGAAACACCAAGACCUUUCACCUAUUAUGCAGUACCUCCAAGACAUAGUCUUAUAGCCAAAUACACCCCGGUGGAGGGAGUCUACGCUAUGCGUGUAAGUCUUUGUAGGGAAUGUCGAAUAACCUUGGGAGAAAAUGAAAAUUUUCGUUAUAAGGCCGGUGCCUCGUGUUAG
Molecule: messenger RNA, 396 nt
Organism: Funneliformis caledonium
Lineage: Eukaryota; Fungi; Glomeromycota; Glomeromycetes; Glomerales; Glomeraceae
Source: the annotation of a GenBank genome assembly